UAAAUUCGAACUUGGCGGGAGUUGAAGUGUUAGAUUUGGAGGACUCUCGCGCUAUCAGCCUAUCCGACAACGACACAACAAAUGGAAGUUUUCAGGCUUGUGAAGAAAGCGUUUCAUGCGAUGAAAAGAGUGUGCUUCAAAAUGUCGUUAAACGUUUGGAUUCAUUAACGCACCAAUUCGAAAACCACCGAACUGAGACGUUUGUUGUUCUAAACGAACUUGUUAAUAUAUAUGAAAAUCAAAAAAGUCCGACGGCAACUGAAAAUCUUACCAAGGAAAAUAGAUUAUUGAAAGAAGAAAACAAGGCUCUUCAAACAGAGCUAACAAAAUGUAAAGAUACUUUAACCGAACUAAAUACAAAGCUGACGGAUAAUGAAAGUAAGAAAUCAAGCCUCUUAACUGUUAUUAGGUUGCUGAAUGAAGAGCAAGCCACUGUAAUCUGUUCAAAUAAGAAUGAAUCGAGUCAAGCGCAACAAACACGGAGCUCAUGGCGAAUGGCUGGCCGCUAAACCACAAGUCAAAGUGUUGGUCACCAUAUAAAUUUGAGCAAUAAGUACUCUACCUUGCAAAUUGAAGACGACGAUGAGGCAGUAAUGAGCGGUGAAGCUGGAAAUAAUCAAACCUUAGUUUCCAAGAAGACUCCAACUAUAGACCACGAAAAGAAAAGACGAUUGAAAAACACCCUAAGAAAUACCCAAGACACAAAGCAAAAUUCCUUACCAAUCUGUAACCAACGUAAUACUAUCCAACCGAAGAAACAACAAUGUGAUGUAGCUUUGUUGGGUGACUUCAUGAUUAAGCAUGUUGAUGUCCGAAAUCUUCGUCAUGGCACAAACAAACAGGUAACUGUUCGUACUUUUUCUGGGUGUAGAACCGACGAAAUGGCUCACUAUAUAAAGCCGACACUUGCUUUAAAACCGAAGCAAGUUAUUAUUCUUGUUGGGACGAACGAUCUCAAAACGAAAUCACCGGCUGAAAUUAUUUACAACUUAAACUAG
Messenger RNA from Paramuricea clavata, 998 nucleotides. NCBI's taxonomy places the organism in Eukaryota, Metazoa, Cnidaria, Anthozoa, Malacalcyonacea, Plexauridae. The record is from the annotation of a GenBank genome assembly.